Molecule: messenger RNA, 828 nt
Organism: Colletotrichum chrysophilum
Lineage: Eukaryota; Fungi; Ascomycota; Sordariomycetes; Glomerellales; Glomerellaceae
Exons: 2
Coding region: 1-828 (275 amino acids)
Molecular function (GO): nickel cation binding; GTPase activity
Source: RefSeq, a predicted model, not a curated record
AUGUCUCACACGCACUCCCACGAUGGCCCUGCCGGUCACUCCCACUCCCACGACGGAGGCUUCAAUGCCCAGGAGCACGGCCACUCCCAUGAGAUCCUCGACGGUCCUGGAAGCUACCUUGGUCGCGAAAUGCCCAUUGUCGAGGGCAGAACCUGGGCUGACAGGGCUUUCACCAUCGGUAUUGGAGGACCCGUCGGCUCCGGCAAGACCGCCCUGAUGCUCGCCCUCUGCAACGCCCUCCGCGAAAAGUACAACAUCGCCGCCGUCACAAACGACAUCUUCACCCGCGAGGACGCCGAGUUCCUCACCCGCCACAAGGCCCUCCCCGCCCCGCGCAUCCGCGCCAUUGAGACCGGCGGCUGCCCUCACGCCGCCGUGCGCGAGGACAUCUCUGCCAACCUCGCCGCCCUUGAGGACCUGCACCGCGAGUUCGAUACCGAUCUGCUGCUGAUCGAGUCCGGAGGCGACAACCUGGCGGCUAACUACUCGCGCGAGCUGGCGGACUACAUCAUCUACGUUAUCGAUGUGUCUGGAGGCGACAAGAUCCCCCGCAAGGGCGGCCCGGGUAUCACCCAGAGUGAUCUGCUGAUUGUGAACAAGACGGACCUGGCGGAGAUUGUCGGUGCGGACCUUGGUGUCAUGGAGAGGGACGCGCGCAAGAUGCGCGAGGGAGGCCCAACUGUUUUCGCGCAAGUGAAGAAGAACGUUGGUGUUGAUCACAUUGUCAACCUCAUCAUCAGCGCGUGGAAGGCUGCCGGCGCGGAGGAGCAGCGCAAGUCGGUUGGUGGAUCCAGGCCGACGGAGGGACUGGACACUCUCAAUGCGUAA